Messenger RNA from Naumovozyma castellii, 1338 nucleotides. It is a transcript of the gene IRC10, whose product is annotated as Irc10p. Lineage: Eukaryota; Fungi; Ascomycota; Saccharomycetes; Saccharomycetales; Saccharomycetaceae. The record is from RefSeq and is a predicted model, not a curated record. Bases 1 to 1338 code for a protein of 445 amino acids. The transcript has a single exon.
AUGUUUGUAGACUAUUCUGGGGCACCCAAUUUUCAGCCUAUCAACAUGUGCUUUGGGGAAAAUUAUAUCAAACUGGUAUCGUUUAUAGAGGCAACCACAGUACAAAAACGCUUCGAAUCAAUGCUACUGCUAGCUUUCCCUUUUUCUAAAAGUUUUUCACAACUAACAGUAGAUGACUUUAGGGGUAAUGAAUAUCUAAUUACCGAAUUCGUCAUAAAAUUUUUGACUUUGGAUCAAAUAAAGAAAUUUGAAAACCUUCUUAAGCAAUGUCCAACCUUGUACUUUCUCAAGAUUAGACUCAACCCAUUAAAAAAAGUUGAAAGAACAGAAGUACUGUUAGAUUCUGGCUCCAUCAUUGGGAUGCUAUUUUGGGAUUUAACCAACCUAUUUGAUGAGUUCAUUACACAAAUCUAUCAUGGUGUGAUAAAAACAAUUAUAAUCAAUAAACCGGACACUGAACAGUAUAAUGGUUGGACUAUGGUGCAAAAAUAUAUAUUUAGUGACCAACUUGAUCUGCCAAAAAAAAAAUUGCUAAAACCAAUGAAGAACUAUCUACAAAUACCAUUGAAUUAUCCUGUUGAAUUCGACAUCUACUCUCAAAUAAAGGCAAUAAAUAAAAAUACAAGAUUAACUUUGAAGUUUGAAGAAUUUACCAUAAAUAAAGAUUACCAAAACCUUAAGCUUUUGAAUGAAUGCGACAUCAGUUUAAAACCUGUCAAUUUUAAAGUUUUUAUUAUGUGGUCGGAAGAUUUUACAACUAAUUCUGAAAAUGAGGCCUUGAAUACAACUACCCAGGGGUCUAGAAAAAUACUUGGAGCUCUGGAUGGUAAUGUUGAAAGGAAAAAAAUAGAUGAGGAUCAUGUUAACAAUGAAACUUACAAGAAACACUCACUAUCAGAAGAUAAGAAAUUAACCAAAAAAAGAGAACUUGGAGAAAAUAUCUACAAUUUCAACGACAAAAAAAAUAUCUGCAACUCUGAGAAGAAAAUGGAAGAGCACGAAAAAUUACUGUAUCGCGUAGUAAAAAGUGCAACAUCUGCACCAAUAUUAGAUGAAGAGUUUUUUAUACCAAGUUAUGCUAAAGACAAAAGUGGCAGGAGGCCCAAUUCGGAAAGAAUCCACACUAAAUAUUCAUUUUUUAACAAUAGAAUGAUCAAAACAGCCCACUCGGAAAAUAUUUGGUCAUCAGUGCCUGAAUAUGAUCCUCUUGAAUUAAAUACAAAGGAUCUUAAUUGGAAAACGUUUUUCAAAAUUAAAGUAAGAAAAAUUAGAGAAAGUUGCAGAUAUUUUAAGGAAGUAUCAAAAUAUUGCAUAGAAGAUUUCCUAGGAAAAGAGUAG